Lodderomyces theae is the source of this 468-nucleotide messenger RNA. RefSeq lists its product as uncharacterized. The transcript has a single exon. NCBI's taxonomy places the organism in Eukaryota, Fungi, Ascomycota, Pichiomycetes, Serinales, Debaryomycetaceae. The coding region runs from base 1 to 468 and encodes 155 amino acids. The record is from RefSeq and is a predicted model, not a curated record.
AUGCAUCAAAUCCCGCUUUUGAAUGAUCGAUCUUUGGAGAAGGGGUUCAAAGCUCCAUCCAAGUACAAGAACCUUCAAUUCUUUGCAAGCAAACCACUGCCGAUGCAAUCUGCCUGUGGAAGGACCAAGUCAAAGAAACAAUUUCGAGAGAUAUUCGUCCAGUCGUUACAACAAUUUUCACCCCAUCAAAAGAGAGAUCGUCUAUUUGGGAUCUUUGUAUUUCAUGUUGCAAAAGUACCUGUGAAUCAAGAGCAAAACAAUAGCAUACGAAAAAGUAUUGAGGGUAUGUUUUUGAGCAUGUUGGAUGAUGAAAAAGUAUGGAUUGAGCUAAAGAGAGUGUUGAGCAAAUCAAAAGGCAUCAAGCAACAUCAAUUGAAGGGAAUCCAAUACAGCUACGGCGUAAAGGGUCUUGUGGAUACAAACAUAAGAUUCCCCUUUUUGAAAAAGAAAUCCUUAAAGGCUGGGUAA